UUAUGUGACAAUGUUUAUUGUUUACAGGACGAUGAGGUUUGUUUGUUUCAUUGUGUUGAUUAUUGCGACACAAUGCAACGGGGUUUACUUCGACUUGGAAGAUUUCCUCGAGCAGUGGGAAUCUGAACAAGUAUUAACCACAUAUGAGUGCAGUAUGUGUAAGCGACCAGAUAUAAAGGGAAGCUCGCCGGUUAUAACAGAAUCCGAUGGAUUGUUACGUCAUAACCUGAAAUCUGACGUAACAAGUGACGCCCUGACAAGUGUUCAAGGUCUUGAUGAUGGAUUAGAUGACGUCACAGCAUCCAAUGACAAUGAGAUGACGUCACAGAAAGCAAAAGACGAUUUUUUUGACGACAUGAUUGGUGUGUCAAAUAUACAAGAUGUUCAACAAGGAGAAAGAGAUACAUCCAAGAUAAGAAAGCGAAGCGCCGAGACAAAUCAACAAGCGGUAUCGCGGUUUCUUCGCGUCUUUCAAGAUAAUUUGGAAAAAUGGCGGCGCAAGAAUGGGUUGGCAGGUUUCAACCGAGAGACGAAUCUAACGAAACACAACACUCAAAUUCACACAAAGGUAUCAUUAGCUUUCACGAAUUGGUUGAUCAAGGAACAGAAGGCGGCCACCAAGUUUAGAUUGAACGGUUUAGACUGCGCUCAAACAAGGAUGAUAAAAAGCAUACGGAAGACAAGUUCUUGUAAAGAACCCGCACUACGAAAGGAAGCUGUAUUGAAGCGAAACAGGAUUACAUCAAUCUACAGCAAAGCGAAAGUUUGUCGACCAAACCACCCACAUAAGUGUCUUAUGUACGAACCAGGACUCAUCAAUCUCUUCGCUAAGUCAAGGAAUUAUAGUGAACUGGUUUGGGCAUGGAAAGGGUGGAGAGAUGCGAUCGGACCGAAGAUACGAACGGAUUGGGAAAGAAUCAUUCAGAUCAAUAACAUAGGAGCACGCGAGAAUGGUUACCACGAUGAAGGGGCAUACUGGAGGCUUAAUUAUGAGCUGACAGAUCUGCAACAAGUUGUGAACAAACUAUGGGACGAACUUCGUCCUUUCUAUUUACAACUACACUCGUACGUGAGGUACAAGCUGCACCAGGAGUAUGGGAACCAUGUUAACUUAACGGGGCCAAUACCAGCAAACAUACUAGGCGAAAUCUGGGCAAUGUCGUGGCUUAACAUCUAUGACAUCACAAAGCCAUACCCGAAUGUGAACGCUUUCCAAGUCAACAAGGGAAUGAAGGAGAAGAAUUACACGACACAUGAUCUAUUCGUGCUUGCUGAUAACUUUUAUCAAUCUAUUGGUUUACCGGCGAUGCCGAAAACGUUUUGGGAAUUAUCUAUGUUUACACGACCAAAGAACCGAUCAGUGGUUUGUUAUGCUUCAGCUUGGAACCUUGGACACAAGACGGACGUCAGGGUGAAGAUGUGUGCUGCGGUCAAUGCUAACUACCUUUACACGGUGCAUCACGAGAUGGGACAUUGCCAAUAUUACCUCGCUUACAAUGAAGCUCAACCACCAGAGUUUCGGGCAGGGGCAAACUCUGGCUUCCAUGAAGCGAUAGGGGACACUGCAGCGCUGUCAGUCAUCAACCCAACGCAUCUGAAGAAACUUGGAAUUUUAAAGGAAGUGGAUUCGAACACGAAGUAUCAGCAAAACAUCAACUUCCUUCUACGAAGAGCGCUUGAGAAAGUUGCCUUCUUCCCUUUUUCUCUCUCGCUUGAAAACUGGAGGUGGGACGUGUUUAGUGGAAAGAUAACGAACAAGAACUUAAACGCUGGGUGGUGGGAGAAAAAAAUGAAAUACCAAGGCAUUAAGCCCCCGGUACCACGAUCCGAGCACGAUUUUGACCCCGGCUCCAAAUACCACGUGACCAGCGGAACCCCAUACAUAAGAUAUUUUGUCGCCCACAUCCUUGAGUUCCAAUUCUAUGAGAGCCUGUGCAAGUUAGCCGGACAUAAGGGGGACCUUCAUCUGUGUGACUUCCAGGGUUCAAAGGUGGCCGGGAAAAAAUUCAGAGAUAUGCUAGCCAUGGGAAGCAGUAAGCAUUGGAGUGACACCUUGCAUAAGUUGACGGGUUCGUGUCAUAUGAACGCAGGGUCAACAUUAAGGUUCUUUAAACCACUUCGCGAGUGGUUGGAGAAGGAAAACAAACGGUUGGGGAACAAGAUAGGAUGGGACUAAAGCUUAGAAUGGAUAAGGGGAAGAACUUUACUGGAGCAAUUUAGUAAUAGAAAUAAUAUAAACAAUUCGUAAAUAUUCGUUGCGUGGUAAUUUGCACGAUUUUUUUUCAAAGGGUUUAAAUUUUCUGUGUGUUGCAAAGUUUAAUAAAGUUUUUAAUGUUUCUUGUUA
Messenger RNA from Ciona intestinalis (vase tunicate), 2344 nucleotides. Lineage: Eukaryota; Metazoa; Chordata; Ascidiacea; Phlebobranchia; Cionidae. The record is from RefSeq and is a predicted model, not a curated record.